CAAUGAGAUAUGUUGUCAUCUUCCCUAUUUUAUGGAUGAAGCUCUAAGUAGAGGUUCGGAGAAGGUCUUUCAAAAAUGUGAAAACUGGCAAUUGGGCGAUGUUCACAGUGUCCCGUAUACUGCCUGGGGCGCCUGUCAUGCAGCAGCUGCAGCAGCUACCGUCAUUGCCGCCAUCAUGUCAGACACCGACAGCGAGGAAGAUUCAGCUGGAGGCGGCCCAUUUUCUUUAGCGGGUAUCCUUUUCGGCAACAUCAAUGGAGCGGGGCAGCUGGAGGGGGAAAGCGUCUUGGAUGAUGCGUGUAAGAAGCACUUGGCAGGCUUGGGGGCUUUGGGGCUGGGCAGCCUGAUCACUGAACUCACGGCAAAUGAAGAAUUGACCCGGACUGGCGGUGCCUUGGUAAAUGAUGAAGGGUGGAUUAGGAUUACAGAAGAUGCUGUGGACUAUUCAGACAUCAAUGAGGUGGCAGAAGAUGAAAGCCGAAGACACCAGCAGACGAUGGGGAGCUUGCAGCCGCUUUGCCACUCAGAUUAUGAUGAAGAUGACUAUGAUGCUGAUUGUGAAGACAUUGAUUGCAAGUUGAUGCCUCCUCCACCUCCACCCCCGGGACCAAUGAAGAAGGAUAAGGACCAAGAUGCUAUUACCUGUGUGUCUGAAAAUAGAGAAGGCAUCAUCUUGCCCUCCAUCAUUGCCCCUUCCUUUCUGGCCUCAGAGAAAGUGGAAUUCAGUAGUUACUCUGAUUCAGAAUCUGAGAUGGGACCUCAGGAAGCAACACAGGCAGAAUCUGAGGAUGGAAAGCUGACCCUUCCAUUGGCUGGGAUUACGCAGCAUGAUGCCACCAAGCUGUUGCCAAGUGUCACAGAACUUUUUCCAGAAUUUCGACCUGGAAAGGUGUUACGCUUCCUACAUCUUUUUGGACCAGGGAAGAAUGUCCCUUCUGUUUGGCGGAGUGCUCGGAGAAAGAGGAAGAAGCAUCGUGAGCUGAUACAGGAAGAGCAGAUCCAGGAGCUGGAAUGCUCGGUAGAAUCAGAAGUCAGCCAGAAGUCUUUGUGGAACUAUGACUACGCUCCACCACCACCUCCAGAGCAGUGUCUCUCUGAUGAUGAAAUCACGAUGAUGGUUUCUGCGAAGUCCAAAUUUUCCCAAUCAACUGGAGAUGUAGAUAAAGUGACAGAUACCAAACCAAGAGUGGCUGAGUGGCGUUAUGGGCCUGCCCGACUGUGGUAUGAUAUGCUGGGUGUCUCCGAAGAUGGCAGUGGGUUUGACUAUGGCUUCAAACUGAGAAAGACACAACAUGAACCUGUGAUAAAAUCUAGAAUGACAGAGGAAUUUAGGAAACUUGAAGAAAGCAAUGGCACUGAUCUUCUGGCUGACGAAAACUUCCUGAUGGUGACCCAGCUGCAUUGGGAGGAUUCUAUCAUCUGGGAUGGGGAGGAUGUCAAACACAAAGGGACAAAACCUCAGCAUGCAAGCCUGGCAGGCUGGCUUCCUUCUAGCAUGACUAGGAAUGCAGUGGCUUACAAUGUUCAGCAAGGUUUUGCAGCUACUCUGGAUGAUGACAAACCUUGGUACUCCAUUUUUCCCAUUGACAAUGAGGAUCUGGUGUAUGGACGCUGGGAGGACAACAUCAUUUGGGAUGCUCAGGCCAUGCCCCGGCUGUUGGAACCUCCUGUUUUGGCACUUGAUCCCAAUGAUGAGAACCUCAUUUUGGAAAUUCCUGAUGAGAAGAAAGAGGCUACCUCUAACUCCCCCUCCAAGGAGAGUAAGAAGGAAUCAUCUCUGAAGAAGAGUCGAAUUCUCUUGAGCAAAACAGGUGUCAUCAGGGAGGAACCACAGCAGAACAUGUCUCAGCCAGAAGUGAAAGAUCCAUGGAAUCUCUCCAAUGAUGAGUAUUAUUUCCCCAACCAACAGCGUCUUCGAGGCACCUUUGGAGGGAAUAUUAUCCAGCAUUCGAUUCCUGCUGUGGAAUUAUGGCAGCCCUUCUUUCCCACCCACAUGGGGCCCAUCAAAAUCCGGCAGUUCCAUCGGCCACCUCUGAAAAAGUACUCAUUUGGUGCACUCUCUCAGCCAGGUCCCCAUUCAGUCAAACCUUUGCUAAAGCACAUUAAAAAAAAGGCCAAGAUGAGAGAGCAAGAGAGGCAAGCCUCAGGUGGUGGAGAGUUAUUUUUUAUGCGCACACCUCAGGAUCUCACAGGCAAAGAUGGAGAUCUUAUUCUUGCAGAAUAUAGUGAGGAAAAUGCACCCUUAAUGAUGCAGAUUGGCAUGGCAACCAAGAUAAAUAACUAUUACAAACGGAAACCUGGAAAAGAUCCUGGAGCACCAGAUUGUAAAUAUGGGGAAACUGUUUACUGCCAUACAUCUCCUUUCUUGGGCUCUCUCCAUCCUGGCCAAUUACUGCAGGCAUUUGAGAACAACCUUUUUCGUGCUCCGAUUUAUCUUCAUAAGAUGCCAGAAACUGAUUUCCUGAUCAUUCGGACAAGACAGGGUUACUAUAUUCGGGAAUUAGUGGAUAUUUUUGUGGUUGGCCAGCAGUGUCCCUUGUUUGAAGUUCCUGGGCCUAACUCCAGAAGGGCCAAUAUGCAUAUUCGAGACUUUCUACAGGUUUUCAUUUACCGCCUUUUCUGGAAGAGUAAAGAUCGGCCACGGAGGAUACGAAUGGAAGAUAUAAAAAAAGCCUUUCCUUCCCAUUCAGAAAGCAGCAUCCGGAAGAGGCUAAAGCUCUGUGCUGACUUCAAACGCAAAGGGAUGGAUGCAAACUGGUGGGUGCUUAAGUCUGAUUUUCGUUUACCAACUGAAGAAGAGAUAAGAGCUAAGGUGUCACCAGAGCAGUGCUGUGCUUAUUAUAGCAUGAUAGCUGCAGAGCAACGACUGAAGGAUGCUGGCUAUGGUGAGAAAUCCUUUUUUGCCCCAGAAGAAGAAAAAGAGGAAGAUUUCCAGAUGAAGAUUGAUGAAGUUCACACUGCUCCUUGGAACACCACAAGGGCCUUCAUUGCUGCCAUGAAGGGCAAGUGUCUCCUAGAGUUGACUGGGGUGGCAGAUCCCACAGGGUGUGGUGAAGGAUUCUCCUAUGUGAAGAUUCCAAAUAAACCAACACAGCAGAAGGAUGAUAAAGAGCCGCAGGCAGUGAAGAAGACAGUGACAGGAACAGAUGCAGACCUUCGUCGCCUUUCCCUGAAAAAUGCCAAGCAACUUCUACGUAAAUUUGGUGUGCCUGAGGAAGAGAUUAAAAAGCUGUCCCGCUGGGAAGUGAUUGAUGUGGUGCGCACAAUGUCAACAGAACAGGCUCGUUCUGGAGAGGGGCCUAUGAGUAAAUUUGCUCGUGGAUCAAGGUUUUCUGUGGCUGAGCAUCAAAAGCGUUACAAAGAGGAAUGUCAGCGCAUCUUUGACCUGCAGAACAAGGUUCUGUCAUCAACUGAAGUCUUAACAACUGACACAGACAGCAGCUCAGCUGAAGAUAGUGACAUUGAAGAAAUGAGAAAGAACAUUGAGAACAUGUUGCAGAACAAGAAAACCAGCUCUCAGCUGUCACGUGAAUGCGAGGAGCAGGAGCGGAAGGAACUACAGCGAAUGCUACUGGCAGCAGGCUCAGCAGCAUCAGGAAACAAUCACAGAGAUGAUAACACAGCUUCCAAGACUAGCCUUAACUCUUCUGCCACUGGACACUGUCUCAAGAUUUAUCGCACAUUUCGAGAUGAAGAGGGGAAAGAGUAUGUUCGCUGUGAGACAGUCCGAAAACCAGCUGUCAUUGAUGCCUAUGUGCACAUACGGACUACAAAAGAUGAGAAAUUCUUUCAAAAAUUUGCCCUUUUUGAUGAAAAACAUCGGGAAGAGAUGCGAAAAGAACGGCGGAGGAUUCAAGAGCAACUGAGGCGGCUUAAGCGGAACGAGGAAAAGGAGAAACUUAAGGGUCCUCCUGAGAAGAAGCCCAAGAAAAUGAAGGAGCGUCCUCACCUAAAACUGAAAUGUGGGGCAUGUGGUGCCAUUGGACACAUGAGGACUAACAAAUUCUGCCCCCUCUAUUAUCAAACAAAUGUGCCACCUUCCAAACCUGUUGCCAUGACAGAAGAGCAGGAGGAGGAGUUGGAAAAGAGAGUCAUUCGUAAUGAUAAUGAAGAACUUAUCAAGGUUGAAGGGACCAAAAUUGUCUUGGGGAAACAGCUAAUUGAGAAUGCGGAUGAGGUUCGCAGAAAAUCUCUGGUUCUCAGGUUUCCUAAACAGCAGCUUCCUCCAAAGAAGAAACGGCGAAUUGAAACCACUGUUCACUGUGACUAUUUGAAUACACCUCAUAAGUCCAUCCACCGACGCCGCACAGACCCUAUGGUGACGCUAUCAUCCAUCUUGGAGUCUAUCAUCAAUGACAUGAGAGAUCUUCCAAAUACAUACCCUUUCCACACUCCAGUCAAUGCAAAGGUUGUAAAGGACUACUACAAAAUCAUCACUCGGCCAAUGGACCUACAAACACUCCGUGAAAAUGUGCGUAAACGCCUCUACCCGUCUCGGGAAGAGUUCAGAGAGCAUCUGGAGCUAAUUGUGAAAAACAGUGCAACCUACAAUGGGCCAAAACACUCGUUGACUCAGAUCUCUCAAUCCAUGCUGGAUCUCUGUGAUGAAAAACUCAAAGAGAAAGAAGACAAAUUAGCUCGCUUAGAGAAAGCUAUCAACCCCUUGCUGGAUGAUGAUGACCAAGUGGCAUUUUCUUUCAUUCUGGACAACAUCGUCACUGAGAAAAUGAUGGCAGUUCCAGAUUCUUGGCCAUUUCAUCACCCAGUUAAUAAGAAGUUUGUUCCAGAUUAUUACAAAGUGAUUGUCAAUCCAGUGGAUUUAGAGACCAUACGUAAGAACAUCUCCAAGCACAAGUAUCAGAGUCGGAAGAGUUUUCUAGGUGAUGUAAACCUUAUUCUGGCCAACAGUGUUAAGUAUAAUGGACCUGACAGUCAGUAUACUAAGACUGCUCAGGAGAUUGUGAACGUCUGUUACCAGACAAUGACUGAGUAUGAUGAGCAUUUGACUCAACUUGAGAAGGAUAUUUGUACAGCUAAAGAAGCAGCUUUGGAGGAAGCAGAAUUAGAAAGCCUGGACCCAAUGACCCCAGGGCCCUACACACCUCAGCUUCCUGAUAUGUAUGAUACCAUCAUAUCCCUCAGUACGUCUCGAGAUGCCUCUGUAUUUCAAGAUGAGAGCAAUAUGUCUGUCUUGGAUAGUCCCACUGCCACGCCAGAAAAGCAGAUGUGCCAGGCCCCACAGUGGGGAGAUGGUGAUCUUGCAGAUGAAGAGGAAGGAACUGUACAACAACCUGAAGCCAGUGUCCUGUAUGAGGAUUUGCUUAUGUCUGAAGGAGAAGAUGAUGAGGAAGAUGCUGGGAGUGAUGAAGGAGACAAUCCUUUCUCUGCUAUCCAGCUGAGUGAAAGUGGAAGUGACUCUGAUGUGGGAUAUGGUGGAAUAAGACCCAAACAACCGAUGGGCAUGGAAAAUGAAGAAAGCAUGAUGGCCUAUGAGGGAGACGGUGGGGAGGCUUCCCAUGAUUUGGAGGAUAGCAACAUCAGUUAUGGGAGCUGUGAGGAGCCUGAUCCCAAGUUGAACACCCAAGACACAAUCUUCAGCAGCAUCGGAAAUUUCCAGCUGGGCGUGGUCACACCUGUAAUCUCAGCACUCUGGGAGGCCAAGGCGGGCGGAUCACCUGAGGUCAGAAGUUCGAGACCAGCUUGGCCAACAUGCCGAAACUUCAUCUCUACGGAACAUACAAAAAUUAGCCAGGCAUGGUGGUGCAUGCCUGUAAUCCCAGCUACUCGGGAGGCUGAGGCAGGAGAAUUGCUUGCACCCGGGAGGCAGAGGUUGCAGUGAGUGGAGACCACGCCACUGCACUCCAGCCUGGGCGAAAGAGUGAGACUCCAUCUCAAAAAAAAACAAGAAAAUUUCCAAGCAUGGUAUCAUCUCACUUUUCUAAUUUACAGGCUGAAACAGAUGCGAGCCCUCCUGCUGGGACAGAGAAUUGGGUUCUAGUGGACUCUGCUACACUUAAACCUGUGUGACAAACCGCCCAUUAUUUUAUUAUUUAUUUAAUUAUGCAAUGCCUAGUUCCUACACGGAUUUGAGGCAAAUUACCGUAAAUUUUGAAACAGCCUAUAUGUCAGAAAUGAUAAUGUUGCCAUCUAAAUGUUUUAUGUCCCUCCCCACCAGGAGAAAUGGUAGGAAAAUGGUAAGUUUCUUAGGGCAAAGACUGUGUCUUGUGUUUCUUUUCAUGCUUAGGAUAUGGUUCUGUGCAUAGUAGGUACUCAGCAAAUGUUCCUAGAAUCAUAAAACCCUCAACAGAUAUGUUACUGAGCAUCUCCUUUUCAUGAUGAGUACUCUAUCAGAUCCUUGGGAUGCAAAGGUAAAUAAGACAAAUCCCUUUUCCCCAAAGAGCUCACCAUCGAGUUGGGGGAGGAGAAGUGGAAUUCAAAACAUGUUAAUAAAUCAUUAUAGUACUGUGAGAUAAGUGCAAUUAAGAAGCUAGCUGUAAAGUAUAGGGGAAAUAGAGGAGUAAUCAUAUCUGAAAAGUCAAGGAAGUCUUCCUAGAGAUAAUUUUUAAGCUGAUUGUUUUAGAAUUAGUAGAAGUUUGCCAGAUGGAGAAGUCCAGUCAAAGUGUAACAUGAA
This is a messenger RNA of Symphalangus syndactylus (siamang), 6631 nucleotides long. RefSeq names its product TATA-box binding protein associated factor 1 like (gene TAF1L). The record is from RefSeq and is a predicted model, not a curated record. Gene Ontology annotation, biological process: transcription by RNA polymerase II; RNA polymerase II preinitiation complex assembly; DNA-templated transcription initiation. Lineage: Eukaryota; Metazoa; Chordata; Mammalia; Primates; Hylobatidae. Gene Ontology annotation, molecular function: TBP-class protein binding; DNA binding; histone acetyltransferase activity. Gene Ontology annotation, cellular component: transcription factor TFIID complex.